Populus trichocarpa (black cottonwood) is the source of this 837-nucleotide messenger RNA. RefSeq lists its product as uncharacterized. The record is from RefSeq and is a predicted model, not a curated record. The transcript has 2 exons. The annotation marks the transcript as partial. Lineage: Eukaryota; Viridiplantae; Streptophyta; Magnoliopsida; Malpighiales; Salicaceae.
AUAUGGAGAGACCCUUCAAUUUCAUUCAACAAUCAAAUCAUCUCGAGUACUUACCAAACUAAGACCCUAACCCUCCCUUCCAAGGUCACGUACCCUUCAGACUACUGCCUCUUCCAAGAGAGCAAACUCCUACAUCUUUGGCCAAGAAGAAACCUAAAAGAUGCAGGACCAAACUUACCAGUACCAUUUCUUGAGAAGGACCUUGCAGUUUCUUAUCUCGAAACUCCUGCUUCUGAUGACCAGUCUAAUCUUGGUGAUGAAAGGCAGUUAUCAUCAGCACCUACCUUAUCUUCUGCCAAAGCUGAGGCUACUGUUGAUGAUCAAGAAGUUCAGGUGGCAAGUGUUGAAUCUCUAGAGGAUAUUGUUCUUGCAACUGAAGAGGAGGAGGAGGAGGAGGAGGAGGAGACUACUUCAAGUCAAGCUUUGAUUACAGAAGAAGAAGAGUACAUAGAAGAAAAAAGAGAGUGCUUGUUGAAACAAGAGGAAGAAGGAAAUGAGGAGUUGGCAAGUACUGAAGAAUUGAACAGGAGAAUUGAGGAAUUUAUAAGGAAAAUGAAAGAAGAAAUAAGGAUUGAAGCUCAACAACAACUAAUUGCAGAAUAAUAUAUAUGCAUUUUUAGUUGUUUAAAGCUUUAGUCAUAGUUUUUCAUGGCAAAGCUUUCAUGUCCAUUAGCUUUUAGUCCUUGUCAAUGCUUCCCGAUCUCAAAUCCCUCCCUUUCACCAUGUAAAAGCUGUCACUUUCCUUGUAGUGUAAUAACUUGGCCUUGUACACUCAGCUGUGGUCCUAGUCUCUUCUUCUCCAAAUUAGCUAAUAAUAAUGAGUCCAAUCUCUCUCUC